UAGAGGUAAAGAGCAACCGCCGCCGCCUCUCCCCCCUUCCCCGCGCGCCUGAGACGGUGGCCACCGUGAUACGUUCUAGGGUUCAGGUCGCCGGCGAUGUCGGCGCCGUUGCCGGGGAGGACGCUCGUCGAUCUCGAUGGCGACGUGCUGGCCCACUGCGCGCGCCACCUGGGCGCCCGCGACGUCGCCAGCCUCGCCAUGGCCUGCCGCCCGCUGCACGCCAUCGCCUACUGCGACGCCGUCUGGUACCGCCUCUACAGGAAGCAAUGGCCGUUUCAACAAAUGCCUUAUGGAGCUUUGGGGAUUAGAGAACUAUAUAUUCGGAGGCACACUGAAGUACAUCAAAUGAAGUUUGAUGAUCCCUUAUCAUCUAUUUAUUAUCUAGAUCCCACGAAGCCAACACCAAGCCAUCUAAUGCUUGAUAGGAAUGGUGUUUGGUUCUCUCAAGGACCAGUAGCCAAAAGAUUGAGGAUUAGUAUACUGGACAUGGAAUUGGUGGAAUGCUACAGGUCUCAUAGUGCGAAGAUCACUUGUAUGAGAUUAUUCCCACUAAUCGACACCCCGCUGUAUCGAAGUGAUGCACAUAGAAAUGAAAAGGCAUUAGUCACUUCAAGCACAGAUAGAACAGUCCGUCUUUGCUGGAAGGGUCAAUCACGCUGUUACAAGGGCCAUUCAGGACCUGUCACUGCUGUGGCUGACAAAUUGCUUGACGAUGGUGAAUUUAAAAUACUUGCAACUGGUGGUGAAGACUGCACCAUUCGCCUUUGGUCUAUGAAUACAAGAGCAAAAAAACACCCUCUAAUAUCAACUUUGUAUGGGCAUGAAAAGACACUGUCACUUUUGUCUGUUGCUUGGCAUAAAUCUUCCCUGCUGGUCAGCAGUUCCAAAGAUACAAAGGUGAAAGUGUGGGACACAAUGGCACCUACUUCCAGUGUCUCAUCGUCUUGUGUUGGGGGUACUCACCUUAACUCAAGUGGUCCACCAAUUGCAAUCAAGUGCUAUCAAUCCCUUUGUUACAUUGCUGCUGGAUCUGAAGUGACAGCAAUUGAUUUGAGGACGAUGAAGAAGGCUUCUGUUCUUGAACUUCGUAACCAAAGAAUACUUUCUUGUGAGAUGCUGCCUUCUGAAUGGUUAAUAUGCACAGGCAUAAAAGACAAGGCUCUUCUGUGGGAUAUUCGUAAGUCUCAAGAACUCAAGCACACAGUCGCAGAAUUGCAUUCAGAUGGUCCUGUGACGUUGCUUCACUUGGAUCCAUACAAGGUAGUGAUGGGCGCGCCAUGGGAUGGUCAGGUCCAUGUCUGGGAAACACGGACGGGCCACAUGGUGAACAGAUUGAGUUUUGACAAGCCUGUUAAAUCAGGAGGGAGAAGCACAGUGUCAGCCAUGGCCGUGGACGGGUGUAGGAUUAUCACCUCAGGGAUUAGUCCUACCAGAGGCAGCCUGUUACACCACAAAGACUUUCUGAGAUCCUCAGUUCCUGUAGCUUUACCUGGCAAGGAGGUUUCCAAGUUCUGGGGGCCUCAAGAAUAUGACGACGAAGACUAGCGUAAAUUAUUAGCAAAAAGAUGCAAGACAUGCUGCAGUUUAUCAGGGAUUCAGUCUAUCCCUGUCCUCAAGGAAUGUAUUAAUGUGGAGCAGUUCAUUCCUUAUCCAUUCUCUUCUUGCAUAUGGAACAUAAAUGAUCUCUGGAGAGGCUUGAUGGCCUCAGGUGUUGUGAUCAAUGAUUAAGAGAAAAACAAGUUGAAUGUUUAGUAGUUCCACAGAUCAGAAAAUGGUUUUGGAGAAGCCUAUCAAGCUGAAGAACUGUGGUGCAUGAUGUGGAAGUUUGAGUGCACUAUUAUUUCCCUGUUAUGGCCAACUAUUGCUGAUGGAAAAGCAGCAGUGUAAACUAUCUGUUAAUCACAUCAAACUUGUAAAUCGAAUAGUUUAAUAUGUACAUAUUUUAGUUUUUUGUAUCACCACAGGUUUUAUGUACAUAUUGCACCACCACAGUUUUUUUGUAUCCAAAUUCAUCAAAAUUGGAACUGAUUUUGGGCUGGA
Hordeum vulgare subsp. vulgare (domesticated barley) is the source of this 2040-nucleotide messenger RNA. Its product is annotated as ribosome assembly protein 4-like. The transcript is spliced from 9 exons. NCBI's taxonomy places the organism in Eukaryota, Viridiplantae, Streptophyta, Magnoliopsida, Poales, Poaceae. The record is from RefSeq and is a predicted model, not a curated record. Gene Ontology annotation, molecular function: protein binding. Bases 97 to 1545 code for a protein of 482 amino acids.